Molecule: messenger RNA, 3357 nt
Organism: Oppiella nova
Lineage: Eukaryota; Metazoa; Arthropoda; Arachnida; Sarcoptiformes; Oppiidae
Source: the annotation of a GenBank genome assembly
AUGUCAACACAGAGGAUGAAGGGAUCUAUUCAUAGAUAUACGGCUAACCUUACCGUUGAACCAAAAUCAACAGAAUUCACUCUACGAUUAGCAGACACUGUAUGUAUUGAUGAAGACAAUGACGUCGAAUUCAAUGUCCAAUUAUCUCGAUCCGGGGUUUCUGUCAAAUGGUUUAAAGACGGAAAACCGAUCAGAAAAUCAAAGUCUAAUGUAAUUGAAUCAAAAGAAACAAAACAUAAACUAAUCAUAAGAAAUGCAAAACCAAAUGAUUCGGGAGAAUAUACUUGUGUUGCAAAUGGAGACCAAACAAGAACUCAAUUACAAGUGAACGAAGAUUUGGCAGAAUUUAGCCUCAAAUUGAAAGACAUAUUCGUGAAGGAGGGCGAGACGGCUACUCUUUCUGUAGAAGUGGCCAAACCUUCACAUAAAGUCGAGUGGUUUUGCGACGACAAGAAAGUGGUUUUGACGGAGAAAUCAAUUCUAAUAGAAGAAGGAAUUCAUCGAAAACUCGUUCUCAAUGAAUGCACUCUCUUUGACAAAGGGAUAUAUAGUGUGGUUUGUAAGGAUAAGAGGAGUAUUGCCAAAUUGACGGUUGAAAGUGCGCCCAGAAUUCUCACUCAAAAGAGACAGUUUACGGCUAAAAGAGAUGAGAAUUUCAUACUUGAAAUCCAAUUUGAUGGAUACCAACCACCAAAGGUCGAGUGGUUUUUUGCUGAUAAGGCAUUGAAAACAUCUAAAAAGCUGGCGAUCGAGGCUUUGAUGUCUAAGACAUUGUUGACAAUUAAGAAAUUUGAUGACUCGGAUGUCGGCAAUUAUAGACUAAGACUUAAGAACAAUAUCGGCGAAUGCAGUGAAGAGUUCAGUCUUUCGAUUAUAGACAGACCCGAACCGCCCGGAAGACCACAGGCUUCAGAAAUCACAAAUAAAUCACUGGUUCUCAGUUGGCCUGAACCCAAAAACAAUGGUGGCUCUGAAGUGAUCAAUUAUAUCAUUGAAUUCAGUGAUAAAAAGUCUGAGAUUUGGAAGAUAUAUAACGAGACCUUUAAAGUUGUCGACAAGAAUAUAAAGAUUGAGAAAUUGAAACAAGGAAUGGAAUAUACAUUCAGAGUAACGGCAGUUAAUGAAGUGGGAAAUAGUGAUCCCUCGCCUAUCAGUCAGAACAUAGUGAUAAGGGAAUCAAAAAGUGGCGAAAAGCCGGUUGUUAUCGAAGAGCUGAAACCAAACGUGAGUUCGGCACCAAAAACAGAGGUUAAACUCGAGUGCAAAAUAACGGGACAACCGAUUCCUGAAGUCAAAUGGUUUAGGGAUAGUGAAGAGCUGGUGGUAAACAAAACAAUGGACAUAACGUUUGAGAAGCAAACGGCAACUCUUAUUAUAAAAGAAGUGCAACCAAAGAGCGCCGGACUGUAUGUCUGCAAAGCAAGCAAUCCUUUGGGAAGCGCUCGGACACAGUCUACACUUAAAAUAGAGGAAAAGCCGAGCGCUAUAUUUGACAAGAAAUUAUCAUCAAUGAUAUUAAGACCAGGGUCAAACUAUCGCAUUGAUGCAGAGGUCAAAGGCUAUCCUAGUCCUCAAUGUAUUUGGACUAAAGAUCAAAAAAUUCGGGUGAAAACUAUUGACAACAAAACUUCAUUAGAAAUAAAGACUAUUCAAACAGAAGAUUCAGGCGUUUAUAGUCUGAAACUGACCAAUGAAUUGGCAGAUGUUUGCUAUGAUUUUGUAUUAAAAGUAUUGGACAGACCCGGAUCACCUGAUGCACCGGUAAGGGCUCUCAAUGUGGAGGAAGAUUGUGUCGAACUGUCGUGGAAACCACCCAAAGAUGACGGCGGCUCUCGAGUCACACAUUAUUUGAUUGAAAAGUGCGAAAAGAAGACUAAUCUGUGGAAAGAAGUCAUUAAAAUCGACUCAAAACUACUCAUCCAAAGAGUGGAUCGUUUAGUUUGUGGCGAAGAAUACCUGUUCAGAGUCUGUGCUAUCAAUGAGUUCGGCAAAAGUAAUGCCACUCUUUCACAACCAAUUGUCUGCGAAAGUCCUUUCGACAAACCCUCUGCACCUUUGGGUCCACUCCUGACAUCUAAUAAUACCGAAGACUCGUUUACAUUGAGUUGGAAUCCUCCAGAAAGUGACGGAAAUUCACCGAUUCUUGAAUAUAUUGUCGAGAAAAAGGAGAGCGACAAAAAAGUGUGGCAAAAAGUUGGAUCAGUUGAUGGAAAUAAGCAGUCCAUAGACGUUAUCAAUUUGAAGAAAGAGACGGCCUAUCACUUCCGCAUUACCUGCAGAAAUAAAGUGGGAACAAGUCUUCCGUUGGCACCCGAGGAGACAAUUACACCGAAAGGCAGAUAUGGCGCGCCUUCUAUGCCGGGACGACCACUUCAAGUGACGGCAAUGACAAACACUUCACUGACCCUAUCGUGGGACAGACCCCUAUCGACAGGUGGUGUCGAACUCACCGCUUAUAUACUCGAAAGAAGACUAGUGUCUGAAAGCAAUUGGAUUCGAGUCGAUACCAUUGAUCCGGAUAUCACGAGUUAUACCGUUGAAAACUUGUCGGCAAAACACGAAUACUUUUUCCGUGUUAUCGCUGAAAAUCCUUUGGGACGCAGUCCUCCUCUCGAGACAGAGACAGCACUGAAACUAUCGCUCACUGCAGCCCAACCGGGCAUUCCUACCGGUCCUCUUGAGACACGAGUGGUGGGUCCGAGUGCUAUAGUAGUGGAAUGGGGCAAACCCGAGACCGAUGGGGGCGCACCUAUACUCAGUUAUGUGGUGGCGGCCAGAGAUGUGAGGAGAACAAUGUGGAUGGAGGUGGGUCACGUGAGUGCCGAUACUCAACGGUUACAAAUCAAGGACUUACAGGAAGGACACGAAUAUUUAGUGAGAAUUAUGGCCCGCAAUGAAGUGGGACUCAGCGACCCAUUGGUUAUGGAAGAGCCCGUCAGAGUAGUCCGACCCCCGGGAUACACAGAAUUAGCCCAAGAAUUCGAGGUGGAAAGGCCUGACACGCCGUCAUUGAGUUUCACGACUACCGAAACCUCUUCCUCUUGGAUGAGAGAAGCAAAUGUGGAGCCAUUGGUCUCUUCCUAUACGAGACAUACAUUGAUUCAAAGGAGGGAAUACUUCUUCAAACUAUGGUUCCAUUCCGACACUCUCUUCAAGUGAAUCCAUUCAACAAAUCUAUUGUGAUAUUAAUUAUGAAAUACUUUUUGGUUAAACCCAUCAACAGAUCCUAAUUUAUUUAAUUAUAUAUUUGACUUUAAAGACAUAAUUAUUAAACAAACUUAAAUUAAUUGAUCCGAACUAAGACUAUCCGAUAAAUCAUUAUAAUUAUUAUGAAACUAUAAACCUAUAACUAUACAC